This is a messenger RNA of Xiphias gladius (swordfish), 1062 nucleotides long. RefSeq names its product hyaluronan and proteoglycan link protein 1-like. NCBI's taxonomy places the organism in Eukaryota, Metazoa, Chordata, Actinopteri, Istiophoriformes, Xiphiidae. The transcript is spliced from 5 exons. The record is from RefSeq and is a predicted model, not a curated record. Gene Ontology annotation, molecular function: hyaluronic acid binding. Gene Ontology annotation, biological process: cell adhesion. The coding region runs from base 1 to 1062 and encodes 353 amino acids.
AUGAUUCCUGCGCUGAUCUGUGUUUUGAUUUCCCUGAGUCUAGCAGACAACAGCUUGGACACUCUGUACCCCGAACUGGAGCACUCCAGAACCAUCUAUGUCACAGAGGAUGGCCCUCGACUCUCGGUGGUGGCGGAACAAUCAAAGGUGCUGUCGAGGCGAGGGGGGAACACUACCUUGCCAUGCAAGAUCCAAAGGGACCAGUCACUGGCGCCUAAUCGCAAGAUGAGGAUCAAAUGGACCAAGCUGACCUCAGACUACCUGAAAGAGGUGGAUGUUUUUGUUGCCAUGGAUUAUCACAAAAGGAGUUACGGCAGUUUCCAUGGACGUGUCCACUUACAAGGCUCCUCACCCAUGGACGCCUCUCUGGUCAUCACAGAAAUCACCCUGGAAGAUUAUGGGAGAUAUAAAUGUGAAGUUAUUGAUGGGCUGGAAGAUGGAACUGCGGUGGUGUCUCUCGACCUUGAAGGUGUUGUCUACCCGUACUUCCCCCGCCUGGGUCGCUACAACCUCAAUUUCUUCGACGCUGAGCGGGCAUGUCGUGACCAGGAUGCCAUUGUGGCGUCCUUCGACCAGCUGUAUGAUGCCUGGCAAGGAGGGAUGGACUGGUGCAACGCUGGCUGGCUGAAUGACGGCUCGGUCCAGUAUCCCAUCCACACCCCCAGGGAACCCUGUGGAGGCAAGAACACAGUGCCGGGCAUUCGCAACUAUGGCCAGAGAGACAAGGACAAGAACCACUACGAUGUCUUCUGCUUCACGUCCCACUACAAAGGUCGGUUCUACUACCUGAUCCAUCCCUCUAAGUUGACCUAUGAUGAGGCGGUCAGGGCUUGCGAAAAAGACGGUGCUCAGAUUGCCAAGGUCGGCCAGAUGUAUGCCGCCUGGAAGCUGCAGGGCUAUGACCGCUGUGACGCUGGCUGGUUGGCUGAUGGAAGUGUCCGUUACCCCAUCUCCCAUCCCCGCCGGCGCUGCAGUCCCACAGAAGCUGCUGUGAGGUUCGGCGGCUUCCCCGACAAGAAGCACAAGCUGUACGGAGUGUACUGCUUCAAGGGCCACAACUGA